This is a messenger RNA of Oncorhynchus tshawytscha (Chinook salmon), 6076 nucleotides long. Its product is annotated as phospholipid-transporting ATPase ID. The record is from RefSeq and is a predicted model, not a curated record. Gene Ontology annotation, biological process: Golgi organization; phospholipid translocation. The transcript is spliced from 28 exons. Gene Ontology annotation, molecular function: ATP binding; magnesium ion binding; ATP hydrolysis activity. NCBI's taxonomy places the organism in Eukaryota, Metazoa, Chordata, Actinopteri, Salmoniformes, Salmonidae. The coding region runs from base 328 to 4476 and encodes 1382 amino acids. Gene Ontology annotation, cellular component: plasma membrane.
CAGAGAGAGUGGAGCUGGCAGCACAGCAUCACAGAGAGAGUGGAGCUGGCAGCACAGCAUCACAGCCAAUGACCUCAGUGGUUCUGCAGCAGAGAGAGAGAGAAGUGAGAGAGAGAGCGGGUGAGAGGGGGAGGGGGAGAGAAGCGGUAAUGGUAUGACACACUCCUAAUCUAUAACCGGAGACGCAGACGGGACAGGACUGGACCAAGAGUGUUCGGUGCAGCUCCCGGAGCGUCUGUCUCUGCGCAAGAUGCUCAGCAGAACCGGGGAAAACCUAUCGACCGAUUAAAUACGUCAGUCCCUGUUAGGUUAAGGAAGAGAGUCAGAAUGACUAUCCCCAAAGAUAUUCCUGAAAAGUGGUUCCCCAUCGUUCUUCCACUGCAACAGAAGAAACAACAAGGACUAGCUGCUAAAACCAAGAAGACGUGGACAGAGGAGGAGAGGAGGGUCCGGGCCAAUGACAGAGAAUACAACGAGAAGUUUCAGUAUGCGAGUAACUGUAUUGUGACGUCUAAGUACAACGUCAUCACCUUUCUGCCCGUCAACCUGUUUGAACAGUUCCAGGAAGUGGCCAACACCUACUUCCUCUUUCUGCUCAUACUGCAGUUGAUUCCUCAGAUCUCAUCUCUCUCCUGGUUCACCACCAUAGUGCCUUUAGUCCUGGUGCUCAGCAUCACUGCAGUAAAGGAUGCCACCGACGACUAUUUCCGUCACAAGAGUGACAACCAGGUGAACAACCGGCAGUCUCAGGUCGUCAUCCACGGCUCUCUUCAGAAGGAGAAGUGGAUGAAUGUAAGAGUGGGUGAUAUCAUUAAACUGGAGAAUAACCAGUUUGUGGCAGUAAGUGCUGACCUUCUCUUACUGUCCAGUAGUGAACCUCAUAGCCUCUGUUACAUCGAGACAGCAGAGCUAGAUGGGGAGACCAAUAUGAAGGUGCGUCAGUCUCUGUCUGUGACUGCAGAGCUGGGAGACCCCAACAGCCUGGCCUCUUUUGAUGGUGAGGUGGUCUGUGAGCCUCCCAACAACAAGCUGGACAGGUUCUGUGGUCUUCUGUGCUGGAGAGAUUGUAAAUACCCCCUGAGCAACCACAACAUGUUACUACGAGGCUGUGUUCUCCGCAACACAGAGACCUGCUACGGACUGGUCAUCUUUGCAGGCCCAGACACCAAGCUGAUGCAGAAUAGUGGUCGCACCAAGUUCAAACGCACAAGCAUCGACCGCCUCAUGAACACACUGGUGCUCUGGAUUUUUGGCUUCAUGGUGUGUAUGGGUGUGAUCCUGGCUGUGGGGAAUGCUGUGUGGGAGAGAGAGGUGGGUUCUCUGUUCCAGAGUUACCUUGCCUGGGACCUGCCUGUAGACAACUUCCUGUUCUCUGCUUUCCUCUCCUUCUGGUCCUACGUCAUCAUUCUCAACACCGUGGUGCCCAUCUCACUCUACGUCAGUGUGGAGGUGAUUAGGCUGGGUCAUAGUUACUUUAUAAACUGGGACAGGAAGAUGUUCUGUCCACAGUGUAACACAGCAGCUGAAGCCAGGACCACCACUCUCAACGAGGAACUGGGACAGGUGGAGUACAUCUUCAGUGACAAGACAGGAACUCUCACUCAGAACAUCAUGAGCUUCAGCAAGUGCUCUAUCAAUGGACAUGCCUAUGGUGAGGUGAUCGACCCGUUGGGAGCACAGCCAAAGAGGCUAGACUUCUCCUCCUUCAACCCCCUGGCGGACCCUGACUUCUGUUACUAUGACAACGGUCUGCUGAAGUCGGUGAAGCUGGGAGACCUUCACAGCCACGAGUUCUUCCGGCUGCUUUCCCUCUGUCACACCGUCAUGAGUGAGGAGAAGAAGGAGGGAGAGUUGAUGUAUAAGGCCCAGUCUCCAGAUGAGGGUGCGUUGGUGACAGCAGCCAGGAACUUUGGUUUUGUGUUCCGGUCUAGAACCCCUGGUACUGUCACUGUGACAGAGCUGGGCCGACCCGUCACAUACACACUGCUGGCCAUCCUCGACUUCAACAACAUCCGCAAGAGGAUGUCCGUUAUAGUGCGUAACCCAGAGGGGAGGAUCCGUCUAUACUGUAAAGGAGCUGAUACUCUGUUGUUUGAGAGGCUCCACUCCUCCAACAAUCACCUGGUGAACAUCACAACAGAUCACCUUAAUGAGUAUGCUGGGGACGGUCUGCGGACCCUGGCCCUGGCCUACAGAGACCUGUCAGAGGAGCAGUGGGAGGAGUGGUCAGAGAGACACCGCCAAGCAGACAGAGCUACAGACUGUAGAGAGGACAGACUGGCUGACAUAUAUGAACACAUAGAACAGGACAUGAUGCUCCUGGGAGCCACAGCCAUAGAGGAUAAGCUACAGGAGGGAGUUCCUGAGACCAUCGCUAUCCUCUCUCUCGCUAACAUCAAGAUCUGGGUCCUCACGGGAGACAAACAGGAGACAGCAGUUAAUAUAGGUUACUCCUGUAAGAUGCUGACUGGUGAUAUGACUGAGGUGUUCAUCAUCAGUGGAAACACAGUGCUGAGUGUUAGAGAGGAACUCAGGAGAGCGAGGGAGAGGAUGAUAGAGUUUGCCCGUACCAGAGAGGGAGAAAAGGAGGAGGGGAUGGAGGGAUGGGGCAAGGCCUGUUCUCUGGGGAAUGGGUUUGGGGGAGACGGGGGUGGAGAUGGGAGAGAGUGGCCCUCCGUGGGGGACAAACAGCAGCAGUGUCCCCCUCCCCCUGGCCCUCCCGCCCCUCGACCCCCCUCCUCAACCACGCUAGACUCCAUAUCUGGAGAGUUCGCCCUCGUCAUCAACGGACAUAGCCUGGCCCAUGCGUUGGAGGCUGAUAUGGAGGGGGAGUUUGUGUCUACAGCGUGUGUCUGUAGAGCAGUGAUCUGCUGCAGGGUGACUCCUCUACAGAAAGCCCUGGUGGUGGAGCUCAUCAAGAAACACAAGAAAGCUGUCACCCUGGCCAUAGGAGACGGGGCUAAUGAUGUUAGCAUGAUCAAGACGGCUCAUAUAGGAGUGGGCAUCAGUGGUCAGGAGGGCAUCCAGGCAGUGCUGGCGUCUGACUACUCCUUCUCCCAGUUCCGCUUCCUCCAGCGCCUGCUGCUGGUCCACGGACGCUGGUCCUACCUCCGCAUGUGUCGCUUCCUCUGCUACUUCUUCUACAAGAACUUUGCCUUCACCAUGGUGCACUUCUGGUUUGGCUUCUUCUGUGGCUUCUCUGCCCAGACAGUAUAUGAUCAGUACUUCAUCACUCUCUAUAACAUCGUCUACACCUCUCUCCCCGUGCUGGCCAUGGGAAUAUUUGACCAGGACGUCCCAGAGCAGCGUAGUCUGGAGUAUCCUAAGCUGUAUGAGCCAGGUCAGCUUAACCUGCUGUUCAACAAGAGAGAGUUCUUCAUCUGUAUAACCCAGGGUAUCUACACUAGUGUUGUGUUGUUCUUCGUACCCUAUGCCAUCCUGUCCCACGGAACCCAGGGCACCGGGGAACCCCUCGCUGACUACCAGACCUUUGCUGUUACCACGGCCACCGCCCUGGUGAUCGUGGUCAGUGUGCAGAUUGCUCUGGACACAGGCUACUGGACAGCCAUCAACCAUUUCUUUGUGUGGGGCUCUGUGGGCUCCUUCUUCACCAUCAUGUUGGCUAUGCACAGCCAGACUCUAUUCAGCAUCUUUCCCAACCAGUUCCACUUCGUAGGCAGUGCCCAGAGCACACUGGUCCAGCCGCUGGUGUGGCUGACCAUCGUCUUGGCCACAGUGAUCUGCAUCGUUCCAGUUCUGGCUUUCCGAUUCCUCAAACUGGACCUGAAACCACAGCUCUCUGAUACGGUGCGUUACACCCAGCUGGUGCGUCAGAAGACGAGGAAGCCAGCGGGUCGAUGCAUGGGAGGAGUCAGGGUCGGGGGCGUGCCUGAGGGUCGUCUGGGGGCGAGGGGCGGGUUCAGGAGGUCAGGAUAUGCCUUUGCCCACCAGGAGGGCUUUGGGGAGCUCAUCACCUCUGGGAAGAACAUGAGACUGUCCUCCCUGGCCCUGGCCAACUUUGCCUCCAGACACAGCUCCAGCUGGAUAGACACCCUGCGCAAAAAGAAACACUCAAAUACACAUCCCCCGCAGAACGCCUCAGGAGAGAGCAGCCCGGCACCUAGCUAUGUGUCGGGAUCGGCUCCCCCCCUGUCUAAUUCAUCCUCUCUCCUGGGGGGGUCACAGGAUACUCCCCUGGAGGAGGGAACACACACGCUGCCUGUCAUACUCCCACAGGUGGCUUCUGGCCCUCCCACAAACACACCAGCGUUAGCUCCAGCCCAUGUCCCCUCUGCUGACGCUCUCACUCCCACCUCUGUGAGGAGUCCUGGGGGAGACUUGGUUGGUGGCUGGAACCUUAGUCUGGGCGCUGUACAGGAUGCUCUAUUUGGUUGGAGGGGCAUCGCCUAUCGCACCAGCGGAACCAGCAGCCCGGGACCUCCCCCUGUUCCCAAGGAAACCAACCACACCAUGUGAGACGGACAGACAGAUGGACAGAUGAUAGAAAGAAGAAGGACAGGCUGUCAUAUCCCACUGGAUUAUCUUGGAAUAUGUGAAGAAAUCCUGCAUUUGGAAGUUUGGAAUACUGAAGGUGGAAUGUUUGGAAUGGCACUCACCCUGGGUUAGGAAGAGAUCCAAAGUGGCAGCCAUUGUAGGCGGAAGGCAUACACACCCAUCAACACCCACUGGCAUUUGUAUGACACUGUCGUUGCAAUAGUGUUGGUACAUAUAUGUGUCCGUCUGAAAGAUAGUGUGUGGUAGUUGUGAUAGACGUGCUCAGACUACCCACAGCCCACUUCUCUGUCUUCUUCAACCAAUGAGGCAGGCUGAAAGAAGCACUUCUUCAUGCAAAUGAUGUAACCAUCUGCUGAAGAGCUUGGUACCACAGGGUUCCGGACAGAAACCCCGCUCCAACAGCACCCCUGUGGUUCAGACAUGACUAUACUAUUUAUACAAUGGAUCAUAUGUCAUAACAUCAUAUCAGAUUGGUUCAAAACAAAGUAUUGAAUUGAGUCUUUAUGACAGAAGAGAGGUUCAUUUGAUCAUCAGAAAGGUGGUGAAUUGAGUCUUUAUGACAGAAGAGAGGUUCAUUUGAUGGUCAGAAAGGUGGUGAAUUGAGUCUUUAUGACAGAAGAGAGGUUCAUUUGAUCAUCAGAAAGGUGGGGAAUUGAGAUGAAAUAGCAGAAUGAGUGUUUUUUAUGAUCAGCUGCUGUUAGACAUAGUACUCCAUUACACCUGUCUGUAUCCAGCUGUUAACCAAUCAUAAACAUGUCUUUAAUAGGCCAAGUAAUGUUAUCUACCUUCUCUAAUAAUGUAUGACAGCGUGUAAACCAAUGCAGUAGUGUAGAGCUGUCCCUCUAACCUGUACAGUCUGUAUGAGGAAUGUCUCUAGAACCUUAUCAGUGGUCCUGGUCUUUGUAUUCAUGAUUACAUAUUGCUGUGUCAUCAUGCCCAAAGGCUUAGUCAAACCAGACAGGCUGCACCAUCCUACACUCUUAUGGGUACAUACUACUGUACAUUCUCUAUCCGUCUGCCUGACUGAAAUGUUCACAUACAUAGUCCGUCUGUUGUUUUAGCCAAUAACUUGGCAGGACACUGAGGGGUUCAGUCAGCCAACCAAUGACUGAAGAAUGCAGGAUGUUGUCCUUGCUGGAAUGUUGUAGUAUAUGUCAUCAUAAGUUCAUGGGCAGAGUUUCUGUGUUCACUAUAGUUCUCAGUGAGAACGCCAUUUUAACCUUACAGGACACAGCAAGACUCCUCUUCGUCAUGUUCUUCUUCAUCCUCCUCCACUGCACCAUAUUGGUGACCUGCUGCUGGGCCCACAGACAGAACUACAGUUAUAUCUCUGACUCUGAGCCCCACCCGUACUGGGCUUAAGAGAGAGGAGAUGGACUUCUAACAACAACCUGGGCCUCCAUGUUGCUUUGGGGCGGACUGACUCUGAGGCGUUGUGAGAGACUAUGGACAAUAAGCCCUCUAUGGCGUCCAUGUUGCUUUGGGGCGGACGGAGGCUUGGGAGGGGUGGAUCAGGGUUAUUAUUAUUAAGCCUUAAUAAAUCCACAGUAAUGAUGAUCAA